UGACGUUUUUUGCUAUUUGUUUUUGACGUGUAACCUACCGCUAUCCAUUUAUUUACGAAACUAUUAUUAAUUUUCUCGAUCUCAUUUCUAAAAUAAUUCUUCGCAAUGUCUAGCGGUCAAUGGGAAGUUGUUGGUAAGAAUAAAAAAUCGCAGAAUGGAAAAAUGAAAAAUAAUAAUGAUGAUAAAAAGCCGGCCAAAAAUGGGCCGAAAUUGGAAGAUUUAGUUCCGGCAUCGCAAAUAAAGUCAUUUUAUUCAGGAAUGGAAAUUGAUGAUACAAAAAAGGCGCCUAAAGAUAAGAAAAAAGAGGGUGAAAAGAAAGCAAAAAAACAGGAUAAGAAAGAACCCGCCAAGCCCAAACCUCCCAAAACAAUUGAUGAAGCUUUAGAAGCGAUUGAUGCAACUGAACUAGCCAACCUAAUAACAACAAACAAAGUGAGAUUUUCAAAUGCGCCAUUAGUUUGGUUGAAAGAGCUGGCAAACUUCCUCAAUUCUAAGAUUCCGAUUGAUGUGGAUGAUCCCACAUUUUCUAACUACCCUCCUACAUAUCCUCUGAGUGUGUUACCAAUAGACAUCAGAGCGACACUUGACAAUGUUCUGCGGGAUGCUGGGAAGGCAAACACUCAGUUAUUCUUCGACGUCACUCUAACAGCGCUUGCUAAUGACAUGAGUAGAGGACAGUCUGUGAAUGGCCACAGACUGCUUCUCCAGAUGUUAGCGCUAGAGAACCCCGACUUCUGUGUGACAUCAUUGCCAAAGAGUGUAAGCCUCAGGAACUCCUAUCAGAAUCGCCCGCCCAUCGGCCUCUCAUUACUUUGGGCUUUGGGCCAGGGUGGAUACAAUAAUUUUUCAGUGGGAAUGAAAGCCUGGCAAGAAAUAUUCCUCCCUAUAAUCGAACUGAAAAAUUAUUCAAAGUACAUCAUCAACUAUUUGUCGAAGCAUCUAGACAGACACGCGAGAAUGGAUAGCACCAAAGUCAGUCAAGACCAGCUGCUGGCGAUGUUCGACACGAUCAACAGCAAGAAGAAUAGUUUGUCCAAGGAACAGUCAAGUGACCUUAUCAAACAAUUAGUUAAAUAUAAGGAUAUAUAUUUCAGUAAGAGCGGCAACAAACUGCAAGUGACCUUCAAUCAGCUGAUGAAGAAGUUGCCGAACCAAUAUCUCUCGGGUUCCUCGUUGGAUCCAUACAACAAAGUUAUUAUAGAGAGCCUCGUGGACUGUCUCGCUAUGGACGACUCGUGCAACGCUACGUGGCGACAACUGUUCAAUAGGUGCAGUAAACAGAGCGCGACGUUGAUUGAAUAUAUCGACACAAACUGGGAAGAGGUUAGCCGAAGACUGAAGAAAAAGUCUCUGAAAAUGACAAUAACUCAGUUCAAGGAGGUGUGCGGGGAGACCUUGAAAGGAAAGAAGAAGGAUGAAACUGUAGUUAAGGCGAAUAGAAUCUGCCAGGAUAUUCUAGACAGAAUGACAAGCACUAGAAGGUUCCCUUGGCUGUGGGCGAGCUUCUUCCUGCUCGUGGGCAUUGUGACCAUCAUCUCAUACGAUGUUUCAAGAGUUGGUGGGAACUUCUCAAAAAGUACAACCGGCCAAUUAUUAAACGACCUCGGCCUAUUAGAACAAAGUCAAAGGGCGUGGCAGAAGUCGUUGUCCAGUUCGGCGAGGGGCUACCUCUGGUUGGAGACCAACGUUCCUAUCUACUACGGCCAAGUGGUAGAAUUCUCCAAACCGUACUCGCAGCUAUCGAAGGACCUGUUCACUAUAGCCAUCAAGAAAACUGGACUGCUGUAUGUGAACAUAAAGGAUUAUGCCGCUGAGAAAACUCCAAUUGUGAUAGCUACCAUCGACCAGUACGCGCCGGGCGUUAUAGAAACGAUACAAGUGUAUACGGCCAAUGGAUAUGACGCCGUGAAGAAAUAUUCAAAUGAUUAUUACCAAGUCGCUGUCGAAUAUCUGUCGACGAAAGUUUUUAUAGGCAACUGGGCCCCGGAGAUCCUGCAGAAUAAAACGCAGAUAGCAUUGAACGCGACCAGGUCGCACGUGAACAACUACUUGCACUGGUUCCGGCAGCAAGUGCACAUCUACUCCAAGAUUCCCUGAAGAAUUGCCGUCUCGUGAUGAAUCUCAGUGACAUUGUGAAUGUUUUGUGAAUUGCUUUGGUGCAAUUGUGUCAACCAGCAAGAUUGUGUUUUAGUUUGUGAUAAUUUUAAAUAGUGAACAAUGGAAGCAAUACUGUUAUUUAUGGUACGAUAAGUAUGGUAAUUGAUGGAAUGUUGAAUGAUUUUUUUGUGAAUCUAAUGUUGAUUUCGUUAUCUGUAUCUUUUGUUAUUAUGAACUUGUAAAAAUUAUCUAUUGUAUUCCUGUAUUUUGGUUUAUAAACAAUGUAUUUUCGAAGGUAUUUUAAUUAUACCAACAUAAAAAAUAUCUAGACUCUAAAGAUUCUAACUUUCAAAUUUUUUUGAAGGUUGACACAAUUUUACUGUUCUAUGUUAAUGUUUUAGCCCUUGUUUUUGUGCUGAUUUCAAUUUGUGUGGUGCUAUACCAUACUCACACAAGGAAAAGUAUUUUAUUAAAUUAUUCAUUUGGUGAUAAAUUAUAAUGUAAUACAUAAAUAUAUUACUGCUAAUAUACUAUUAAUUAAAGAAAUGAAUUUAGUAUUUUGUUGUGAACAUAAAGCACCACAUUAAUUAAUUAAGCAUAUUACCUGUUCCGAUUUUAAAUUACUCCAAAUAUUGUUUUCCUUUAGUAAGUUUUAAAAUAUAUAUCUAACAAUAAGCAACCUGAGGCACAAAUUGUUCUCGAUUUUCUAUUAUUUAGAUGUAAAGCUACAACGAAAUUUGUUAUAAUAUUAGAUUUGCAAGUGGGGGGUGUCUUGUGGAAAAAAUCUGACUGUGUUUAAGACUACUAACAAUAUUUACACCCCUAACUUUAAAAUCUAAAUUUCGAAUAUUAUGCAGUAAUUAAUCCAUGACAUUAAUUAGAUCGUUUCAGUAUUCGAAAACAUUCCUUUUGCAUUUACUGAAAUUGCUUUGAGAUAAUGAUUUGCAGUCAUCUGGGUAUUGUCAAAUCACAGUGUUAAGAUAGAUUAUGAUAUAGCGCUAUAAGUUUUGUAGUGUAUUUAUUUGUGUUGAGAGUGUGUUUUAAAGUUUAAUACAGAAUCGGAAUUAAACCAUUUUUUAUUUUACUU
Zerene cesonia (dogface butterfly) is the source of this 3184-nucleotide messenger RNA. RefSeq names its product transmembrane protein 214 (gene Tmem214). The record is from RefSeq and is a predicted model, not a curated record. The transcript is spliced from 10 exons. Bases 106 to 2097 code for a protein of 663 amino acids. Gene Ontology annotation, cellular component: endoplasmic reticulum; Golgi apparatus. Lineage: Eukaryota; Metazoa; Arthropoda; Insecta; Lepidoptera; Pieridae.